Molecule: messenger RNA, 306 nt
Organism: Strongylus vulgaris
Lineage: Eukaryota; Metazoa; Nematoda; Chromadorea; Rhabditida; Strongylidae
Source: the annotation of a GenBank genome assembly
AUGUUUGAGGCUUACCCAGUUUGCAUCGUAGUUAAAUUCGACAACGAGACGCCAAAUUACAGUUCCUCGGCAGCGCUGGGACAGCGGCCGCAAUAUGACGUAGCCGUCGUAAGAGCAGGAAGCGGGCAGGCCCUGAGAUGCGCUAUCAGGCUCGAUCGCGCUAGAUUUCAUCAACCACCUGUCUGGUACGAUAUCGCCCGAGAGAGCACCGGGUAUCUAACGAUACGCACCCAAGCAUGGAUCAACCCUAAUUUAAUUGCAGGAGCCGUUCCACAUACUAGAAUAUUGAGAAAGAUACGAGGUUAA